AUGGGCAUCUCGGCUGAGCGAUACCAUGAAGUGUGGGGGUCACUUAGUGGCUCCUUGGAGCACCGAGCGACUCAUUACUACAGCAGCACCGGUGGUCCCGCAGUGCAAACAGGGCUACUACAGUGA
Chondrus crispus (carragheen) is the source of this 126-nucleotide messenger RNA. RefSeq lists its product as hypothetical. The coding region runs from base 1 to 126 and encodes 41 amino acids. The transcript has a single exon. The record is from RefSeq and is a predicted model, not a curated record. Lineage: Eukaryota; Rhodophyta; Florideophyceae; Gigartinales; Gigartinaceae.